Liolophura sinensis is the source of this 395-nucleotide messenger RNA. RefSeq names its product V-type proton ATPase subunit G-like. The coding region runs from base 1 to 351 and encodes 116 amino acids. NCBI's taxonomy places the organism in Eukaryota, Metazoa, Mollusca, Polyplacophora, Chitonida, Chitonidae. Gene Ontology annotation, biological process: synaptic vesicle lumen acidification. The transcript is spliced from 4 exons. Gene Ontology annotation, cellular component: vacuolar proton-transporting V-type ATPase complex; vacuolar proton-transporting V-type ATPase, V1 domain. Gene Ontology annotation, molecular function: ATP hydrolysis activity; proton-transporting ATPase activity, rotational mechanism. The record is from RefSeq and is a predicted model, not a curated record.
AUGGCGAGUCAGACGACAGGAAUCCAACAGCUUCUCGGGGCAGAAAAACGAGCUGCUGAAAAAGUAGCGGAAGCUAGGAAGCGCAAAGCCCGUCGUUUGAAGCAGGCUAAGGAAGAAGCUCAGGCUGAGAUUGACGCUUACAAAGCUCAGCGAGAAAAGCAGUACAGGGAACAUGAAAACUCUAUUCUUGGAUCUCGCGGUGAUAUGGAGGCACAGAUUGACAAAACCACCAGACGUAAGAUAGAUGAAUUGAACUCAAAUGUAAAGAAGCACCAAGAUGCAGCCCUCAGUCAACUGUUGAAACUGGUAUAUGACAUCAAUCCAGAGCUACAUCAGAACUACAGAAUGUAGUUGAGAAUGAUCACUUGAACUACAUGUAGGCCCGUAUACCUGAU